AUGUCAGAACUUUAUAACUCGACACCACAGCGAGAGAGUGAUUCUCAUUCACUCUUGAAGUCAUCGGUUCUCGCUUCCUCUGUUGCGGUGACCACACCCGUUGGAACACAACCAGAAGUAGCAAAUAUUGAGGAGAGCGUGGUGUUGGGGAGAAAGGAUUCUUCUACUUCUACCCCUAGACCAUUGGCUGAGAACGAGAGUUGUGAUGCAUCUGGCGAGACGGAGGCACAACCUCCUGAACGUUCGCAAACUCCAUUGGAUCAACGUCGAAGAAGCUUGCUUACCAUUGCCGCCAAUCAAGUUCAUAUUGGUGCCCACGAACAUUCUAUACGACCAACUGAAGGGAUUUUCAAUGCGCAGGAAGAGCGUAUCAGAGAAGAUAUCAUUCGGAUGAUUGUACAAUACCUUCAUGAUGAAGGUUAUCAUGCCUCCAAAAUGACGGUACUGGAUGAAGCCAACGUCAAAUCAUAUGAACGUGAAGAACGCCAAUCUGAUAUUAGAAGAAUGCGUAAAGCAGUGCUGGACGGCGAUUGGGCAGAAGUUGACAGACUCUGUACAAAGACCCUAAUGAAGAAUCACAAGAGCUUUUUGUACGCUGCUUAUAAGCAGCAAUAUCUGGAAUACAUCGAGUAUCGGGAGAUACAAAAGGCAUUCACUCACCUCAACAAACGGCUAAAGCCACUUGAGCAUUUGCAAACAACCCCGAAUGAAUUCAAGGAUCUUUGCUAUUUACUCACUGGAAAGUCGGUACACGACGCCCCGUCAUUUAAAAACUGGGAAGGAAUAGGUUCUGCAAGAGAGAAGCUCGCGGAGCACUUUCAGAACAUGGUGGAUUUUGAAGCUACCGACCGUGAAGGCUCUGUUUACGUUCCUCCGGAACGCUUACUCACUAUGCUACGACAAGCCGUUGCCUAUCAGAUUGAGUCAUCACGAUACCAUCCACGUAUAGCUCCGCGCGUGACAACGCUAUUGGAGGAUUACCAUUCCCUCAUUAUCCCGAAUGCCGUACGAAGUAUAUUUAGUGGACACAAAGGAAACGUCAAGUGCGUCGAGUUCAUUGGCGAGGAGGGCUUGUCUAUUGUAUCUGGCUCAAGUGACAAUACUUGUCGAGUGUGGGAUACAGAAACUGGAGAAUGCCAAGCAGUUCUCGAAGGACAUACGUCACGUAUUUGGGACGUAGCAUCGAGUAAGACUGGGUCGACGCUUGCCAGUGCAUCUGGAGAUGGGACCGUAAGACUUUGGGACGUGAAGCAGAACAAGACCCAAUGUUUAUCCACAUUUGAAGAGGGUAGCGGGGAUGUUUAUUCCGUCAAAUUCCAUCCUGCUGGUCGACACAUUGCUACGGGCGGUUACGAUAAGAUUGUCAGAUUGUACGACAUUGAACGCGGUGCCGUAGUGAAGACAUUUGCCGGGCACCAGCUCUCGGUGUCUCAAACAAUAUUUAGUCCUGUUGGGAACCUAAUCAUCAGUGGAUCAAAGGACAAUACGAUCAAAUUUUGGGACAUAGUAUCAGGUCUAUGCAUUAGAACUAUUACGUCCCACCUGGGAGAGGUUACCUCUGUGGAGAUGAGUUCAAACGGCACCCUAUUGCUAAGUAGUUCAAAGGAUAACUCAAAUAGGUUAUGGGAUGUCCGCAUGCUUCGACCGAUACGAAAGUUUAAGGGCCACCAAAACACGUCCAAGAACUUUGUGAGGGCUGGAUUUGCCGGCGAUGCCCUAGUGGUGGGCGGUUCUGAGGACGGUAUUGUAUAUAUAUGGGACGCUGCUAAAGGCGACAUCCUUCAAACUCUUCGCGGCCAUCAAGGCAUAGUCUACAGUGCUGCAUGGAAUUCGCGACAGAGCUUGUUUGCCAGCUGUUCUGAUGAUCGGACCGUACGGACGUGGUGGUUUGAUCAGGCUCAACCGUUGUUCGGAGCUUGA
Molecule: messenger RNA, 1920 nt
Organism: Spizellomyces punctatus DAOM BR117
Lineage: Eukaryota; Fungi; Chytridiomycota; Chytridiomycetes; Spizellomycetales; Spizellomycetaceae
Exons: 10
Coding region: 1-1920 (639 amino acids)
Biological process (GO): mRNA splicing, via spliceosome
Molecular function (GO): protein binding
Source: RefSeq, a predicted model, not a curated record